AAGUAUGAAGAAAACAAAAAUCCACUACAACUUUUUGAGGACACACAAUAGCUGGUUUAAAACCCAAUGAUUUAGAUCCAAUAUUUGAAUAUUUGAUAACAUUCGGGACCAUAGAAUUUAUAAAUGUUUUUGUAUCCAAAACGAAAUUUAAUAUUUGAAUAAAUCUAAGUUUAGUAAGAUAAUGUGUAUAAGUGAAACGCAAUAAAAAAAAUAGGCCCGCAAUAUGGACGGUGAAGUAAAUGUUUUAUAUUAAACAAUAGCUGGAAAAUAUUAGAAAAAUACAUAUAUUACAAGAUAAGAUUCACAAAUGGUUUUAAAAUGAAUAUAACUUAAAGAAUUAUUUGAAUGAUGUGUUUAGAACAAUCGAAAAACUGUGUAAGUGUGUUGAGCGGUAUACAUGAAUAUUGUAUCUGGUGAGAUAUCACAUAUAAGCGAAAAUACAGAUAGUGCGACAACAGAAGGAUCAAAGUAAAAGACUUCAGUACAAUUAUGGCGGACUCUGUUAUUAUCUAUGAAAGGUGUCCAAAACAGAGAAGAUUUCUUGAGGCGGCCGUAAAAUCAAAUGACUAUGCUCUUGUACGAGAAAUAAUUGCAAAUGGUGCAGAUAUAAAUUAUCAGAAUGAAAAUGGUGAUACUGUUUUACAUAUUGCUGUUACAGAAGAUGAUAAUUCUAACAUUGUUAAAGCACUGAUAGCUGCAGGGAUUGACGUAAACAUUCAAAAUUUCAAUGGUAAAACGCCGUUACAUUUGGUAGUUAACGAGCAUGAUGAUACAUCAUCUGAUGAAGAUAGCUCUUCCGUUAGGAAUGACUCAUCCAAUGACGAAGAACACGAAUUUGAUAUUGAGGACAACGCAGACACUGACUUACAUCCACGCAUUGACUCAGAUUGUGAAUUACUACGUGAAAGAACAAAUGAAGAAGCUACUAGUCAGAACAUGGCACCAGAACUGUCUCCUGACAACACUGAUACCGAUGCAGACAUACAUUCAAUUGAUCAACAAGUGUCAAAUAUUAGUCAAGAAAAACAAGUUACGGAUGCCUGUUUUAUUGCUAACACGAUACCUGACACUGUAACUGGAAACGGUAAUAGUUCCAAACAAGACUGUCUGAAACAACAGAAUAACAACAAUAAUAUUCAGACAUUAAUUAGAGCAGGUUCUGAUGUUAAUAUACCAGAUAUGUAUGGUAAUACUGUUCUACAUCUUGCUCUGAUGCGAUCAGAUGUGGAAGAAAUUUCCAAAUCGCUGGUAAAAGUAGGUGUGAAAAAAUCCCAUAUAGAUGAUGAUGAGUUGCAUUUUAUUGCAUUGCAAUUUUAUAAUGACACUGACGUUCAAACAAUCGUUGAUGCCGGUGCCGAUAUGAAUAAACAGAAUAUUGAUGGAAAAACUCCUAUCCAUUUCGCCGCUAAAUCAAAAAAUGAAAGGCUCAUUCAAAGGUUUCUUAAAGCAGAUGCCGAUCCUAACAUACAAGAUGAAGAUGGAAACACGGCACUUCAUUACGCCUUUACAAAAGGUUGUUGCGCAAAAUCUGUUUUAUCCUUGAUUAAUGCAGGCGUGGACGUAAACAAACAAAAUGCUAAUGGAAACACAGCUUUGCAUUUAGCAGGGCUUUCUGUCGAAUCAGAAAACAUAGAAAUAAUAGAAUUACUAGUGCAUGCAGGUGCUGAUGUUAAUAAGCAAAAUAACAAAGGGGAUACGCCAUUGCAUAUCGCUAUAUCUAGUGUACCAGAAGAUGAAAAUAUUCAAGCAUUAAUUAAUCUAGGUGCCGACAUUAACAAACAGAAUGCCGAUGGUAAUACGCCAUUACAUAUGGCAAUAUUGAAUCAAUACACAAGCUUUGGUGCUUUGAAAUUUUUACUUGAAGGGAGUUCAGCUGUUUUCACCAAAAACAAUGAUGGAUAUGACCCAAUACAGUUGAUCAAUUCAUUUAGAACGUUUCUAAGAUUGCUUAAAAUGCAGAGAUAUUUCAAUUACCGUGACGAUUACGGUAAUACAUUGAUGCAUGUUUUGAUGAUGCAAUGGUCGUACAAGGAUGAAUGGAAGUACCUGUUAGAACAGAUGACGAAGCUCAACCUUGACUUUAAUGCACAGAAUAAUAAUGGCCAAACGCCGUUACAUAUCAUUGCAUCAGGUGGUACUGCAUAUGACGAUUUGGCGUUUAUUUUAGAUAACUUUGAAAAUAUCAAUUUGCUUAUCGUUGAUAACAAUGGUAAAACAUUUUUCCAUACCUUCAUCGAAAAAUUAAUUUAUGUGCCUCCUGCAGAGACAACAAAUUUUAUCAUGAGUUUUCUGGAGGGUAGAUAUAAAAACUGUUCGGCAGAAACAGUAAAGGAACUUUUACGAAUCCAAAAUGGGUUUGGGAAAACACCAUUGAUUACCUAUAUAGAAUGUUUUGAAAUACGUAUGGAAUUGUUUGAAAGAUUUGUGACAGCUGGAGCAGAUAUGACGUGUUGCACCAAAUCCGGAGACACAGUUUUACAUUAUCUGGCUGCAGGUUCCACGAGAGAUGACAUUAUGAAACUGGCUAUAAGUCACGGUGCAAACGUUAAUGCACAGAACAACUAUGGUGACUCUCCAAUUUAUUUAGUCGAAAAUGAUAUUUCAAAAGUAAACGAUCUUUUGAAUUGUGGAGCUGACUUGAAAAUACGUAAUAAAUUUGGACAGACCCCUUUACUUGUGCAAGUAUUAAGAUCACAAUCUGAAAUUGGACUUAUUAUCGAAAUGUUUCUUGCUAAUGGAGCUGAUGUGAAUGAAACGGAUGUGCAUGGAAGUAACCUUCUACACUAUGCUGCAUGGUGUGAUACCGAUACAAAGGUAAUCGAACAGCUUAGAAGUGCUGGCAUCAAAUGUAUUCCAGACAAAGUUGGUCAGCUUCCAUGUCAUGUUGCAGAACAAAGAGGAAAUAAGAAAAUGCUUGAUGAAAUCUGCAUUUGUGGAAAUGCUACACAUGGCUUAUGCUUUUCACAAGAGUUUAUAGACUUUGAAAAUAAAGGCCAGCUUACCAUACCUUGUAAAACAUCCCUUCGAUUAAAACAAAGACUUUUUCAAAGAAAUGCCAUAGACAAUCUUCUGAAUUGCCCAUAUCUAGGAUUAGUAAAGUUCGAAGGGGAAUCUCGUGAAGUUAAGGAAACUGUCAUUGAGAUAAUAAGACAUAUUUGUACUCUUAUAGGAGAAGAAGAUGAUCUUCUUUGUAACACCGUCUUUCAAUCUGGAAGUGUUGGAGAAAAUACGAAAAUUGGUUUUCCGGAUGAGUUUGACUUCGUAUGCUUAAUAAGUAAAUUUCCAAAAAUAUGUGAGAUAGACGAAGAGUUGUCUAUGCGCGAUGCUAACUACGCCUAUUUAAAGCUCAAGAAAGAUUGUAAACGCUACAAAACACGUAGUCUCUUUAAUAGCGAUUGCUUUCUAGAACCCGGAAAAGUUUCAAAAAGAUUCAGAAUUGCACUGACGAACGUUUUACAGCAUCCUUCAUUAUUUAGGAAUCCGAAUAUAUCGUUCGCUGAGUAUAAACAAAGAAGUUCUCUACGGUCACCAAACUGUCAGUUUACCUUACGUUGGACGGGAGCUGUGUACAAGGACAUGACAAUAGAUAUUGAUCUUGUUCCAGCAUGUCAGAUUAAGAAUUGGUGGCCUCUUGGUUCACGGCUAAAUUCGCUUUCCUGUGAUCAAAAACCCAUUCAAAACGACGGUGCGUUAAUACUAUUCAGAGGUAAUGUUGAUCACCCAUCUGGUUUGAAAGCUCGUGUUUCAGCCUUAAAUGCAGAAAAGGCGCACAUGGCAGCACUUCCACAGAAAGCAAGAGAUGCCUACGUGAUUUCAAAAGUGAUGUUUGAUUCCCGAAUUUGCCCUGAGGUAUUUGGAGAGGGUACUAUGUCAGAGUCCAACGCUGCUAAGAUCAGCAGCUACAUACUCAAAAAUUGUAUGUUCCACGUCUUUGAAGAGUCCAAAGAACUAAAAGAGCAUGGUGUUUCUGUUCCCCCUACAGAUUUGCUACAUGAUUAUGCAUGCAAAAUUAUCAGGAAGUUGAUUGCGUUUGCUUCCAAUGGAAAUCUUCCCUCGUUUGUAUUUCCAUGGCAAAACAUUUUUAGCUUCCAGAGUCAAUUAUUAGAUCCACGUGAUGAAACUCAUAAAGAGUGUGCACGUAAAGUCGUGUAUUGCAAACUGGUACUUGACAUUCUUGGCGAACAGGACUGUUAUUCUGAUCUGUUUGAAGACGUUUUGCGAGAAUUUACAGUUUCAAGAGAUAUCUAUACCAGAAAUUUACAGGAAUUGGACCCGAAUUCGCUCGAGCAGAUGAUUUCGUAGACGUACAUUAUAUGUCUAUUUUGGAUGGUUUUCUACUGCUAUGAGUAUUUUUUGACAAGGAUGAAUUAUAGGGCCUGCUUCGUUUUCUGUAACAUUUAUUCGCCGCUGAAAAGUUAUAAUUUCUUAUAUAAAAUUAUGAAAUAAAUGAAAAUGUACUUUCAAAAGCAAAAUACUAUUCUUGUCCCAUACAACAAUAUGAAAACCGUAGGCGAUCGAUUUAAUCUUCUUGUAUUCUAUAUUAUCUCCUUACCGAGACUUACCCAGUCGAUAUCUGCACUGCAUAAUUAAGAGACUAAAAGUCCCAACUACCGUUUAAUGUCGCAAGGUUGGGUAUUGUGUCAUAAGGAUCUUAGUGAUGAUGAUACCGGUGAUGAUAAUGGUGAUGAUUAUCAUGUAUUUACAUAAUGGUGAAGAUAAUAGGUGGAUGAUAAUUGUGAUGGUGUACUGUUUUAUUUUUGUUAUUCAACGAUGAAUACAGGGAGUAGAAUUAGUUCUUUGAAAAUAUAAAUCGUUCGUAGAAUGAUUCCAUUACAUACUUGAUAUAACUAACAACUCUAUGAGACGGGAGCCCUGUGCGUUUGUAUUAUCAAGGCGUAGAGCUUAUCUUAGAAGGUGCUGGGAGCUCUGUGCAGUCCUACAUUUCCGUUUAAAUGAUCAUGUACAGAGAAAAGAAUAAAAUGUAUUCGAAAUGUUAUAAAAGAAGAAUUUAAUGAAAUUAUAUAAAAAUAAAAAGAAAAUUGUUAAAAGGCCGUUUUAAGACGUUUUAAUUGUUCACAAAUUACACAUAUGCCUACAAAUGUGUUAAGAAAACAUUGCAUCACAGUGGAAAGUACAGCCAUUGCUUAAUCUUUAAAACACCAAUUUUGCGUUUUCUCCCUAUCACUUUUACGACAAUCACAAUGACAACACAAGAGAAUAACAUGUCGGCACAUCUUGACAAUGUCCCCUAAACACUGUUUAGCAAUUUAAGUGAACACUUAUUCCUUUUAUUAUACUUGAGUAAAACUAAGAAUUAUAGAUAGCAAUAUCAGCAGAAUCAUGAUAACAUAUAUAAUUGGCGAUACCAGCUCCCAAACGAGCAUCAGAAAAGCUAUGAAUCCUUCUUGCAUGGGAGGAAUAUCAACUGUCGUUGCAUCCAUGUUUGUUUUAUUUCACUUUUGAAUUGCCUAAAUAUGUAUUAUCCACAUAGCGCACUUUUAUUAAAAACAUUCGUAUUAUUGUAUCUAUUUUUUAAUUGAUGUAACUUUAUUAUACUAUAAUAAAUAUUCCAACUUUUUUCUUAUGCAGAUGUGUAUAGAUAUAUUUUUGAACACAAUGCACAAUACAAAAUUUUAUUGUUAAAUAGCUUUGCUUUCCAACAGAUCCAUUUAUUCAAAAGAUGAACCCCAUCUCCACGAAACUAUGUUUAUUUGAUUGUUAGUAAUGGCUGAAACGAACACUUUCAUCUUGUAUUGUCCAAAUAGCUGACUUUAAAAUAUAUAUUUCGUGAAGACACAAAUGUUAUCGUAUUAUGUAAGAGACAAACAAGUUUAUAAUAAUUUAUAGUAACACGUCAAGAUUUAUUAUACUUUCAUAACUUUCAUACUGUCGCUUCACAAAACAACGUAAGUUAUUUA
Messenger RNA from Mercenaria mercenaria, 5918 nucleotides. RefSeq names its product serine/threonine-protein phosphatase 6 regulatory ankyrin repeat subunit B-like. Bases 490 to 4302 code for a protein of 1270 amino acids. The record is from RefSeq and is a predicted model, not a curated record. Gene Ontology annotation, cellular component: ciliary inversin compartment. Gene Ontology annotation, biological process: protein localization to ciliary inversin compartment. Gene Ontology annotation, molecular function: protein binding. The transcript has a single exon. NCBI's taxonomy places the organism in Eukaryota, Metazoa, Mollusca, Bivalvia, Venerida, Veneridae.